AUGGCCGAACCGCAGCCUUCCGAGAUCAAAGAGGGCGACCAAGCUCCCUCCGCCAUCCCAGGCAGUAACAAAUCCGAGACCGCGGCCCUGAACUCUCUAGACAGCCAAACCACAGAUACCAAAUCCGCCAACACAGCUUCAACAGCAGCAUUAGGAAAGGCGAUGAAGAACUUGAAUCUCUCCAACGAUGAGAAGUCAGAGGUGAAGAAUAUCAAAGUUGAACUCGCAGAUGUAGUUCUAUUGUCUGAGAAUUUGGACAUCUCGAGAGCCAGAGCUACGGAGUUGCUGAAAGCGAAUGAUGCGAAUCCAGUCCAAGCCAUGCGAGCAUGGGUCAGUUCAUGA
Aureobasidium namibiae CBS 147.97 is the source of this 342-nucleotide messenger RNA. RefSeq lists its product as uncharacterized. NCBI's taxonomy places the organism in Eukaryota, Fungi, Ascomycota, Dothideomycetes, Dothideales, Saccotheciaceae. The transcript has 2 exons. The record is from RefSeq and is a predicted model, not a curated record. The coding region runs from base 1 to 342 and encodes 113 amino acids.